This is a messenger RNA of Artibeus jamaicensis (Jamaican fruit-eating bat), 3261 nucleotides long. It is a transcript of the gene PDZRN4, whose product is annotated as PDZ domain containing ring finger 4. Lineage: Eukaryota; Metazoa; Chordata; Mammalia; Chiroptera; Phyllostomidae. Gene Ontology annotation, molecular function: metal ion binding; protein binding. The record is from RefSeq and is a predicted model, not a curated record. Bases 1 to 3084 code for a protein of 1027 amino acids. The transcript has 10 exons.
AUGGGCUUUGCCCUGGAGCGCUUCGCCGAAGCCGUGGACCCGGAUUUCGAGUGCAAGCUGUGCGGCCAGGUGCUGGAGGAGCCCCUUUGCACGCCUUGCGGGCACGUCUUCUGCGCCGGCUGCCUGCUGCCCUGGGCAGCGCGGUGGCGCCUGUGCCCGCUGCAGUGCCAGCCCUUGGCGCCCGGCGAGCUGUACCGGGUGCUGCCUCUGCGCAGCCUCAUCCACAAGCUGCGCAUCCGGUGUGACUACUGCGCCCGCGGUUGCGGCCGUUCGAUCCCGCUGCACGAGCUGGAGGCUCACGUCGAACGCUGCGAUUUCGGCCCUUCCCGCAGCGGCCUCUGGGGCUACGUUGUGGGGCCGGGCGGCCGCGGUGGCAAGGACGUGCCAGCGCGGGGGGGCUGCGGCACUGCGCCCAGGGCCGCCCGGGACGGGAGCGCGCGCGGGGGGCUGCCGAGCGGCCGCUGCGGGAGCGGGCGGGGGCCGGGGCCUCGAGUACUCGCCUGGAGGCGGCGCGAGAAGGCGCUGCAGGGCGAGGUGCCGCUCACUGCCCGCAGGUACCAGGAGAAGUUCACCCAGUACAUGGCUCACGUCCGCAACUUCGCCAGGGACCUGAACGGUGGCCACGGCCGGGAUGGAGAAUAUAAGCCAUUCACCAUUGUAUUAGAGAGAGAAAAUGACACUCUGGGAUUUAAUAUUAUAGGAGGUCGACCCAAUCAGGAAGAAAUAUCAACAGAAGGAAUUUAUGUUUCAAAAAUUUUGGAAAAUGGACCUGCAGACAGAGCAGAUGGCCUGGAGAUUCAUGACAAAAUCGUUGAGGUCAAUGGGAAGGAUCUCUCAAAGGCCACCCAUGAAGAGGCAGUGGAGGCUUUUCGAAAUGCCAAGGAGCCCAUCGUGGUUCAGGUGCUAAGGCGAACGCCUCUCAGUAAGCCAAUCUAUGGAACGGCCCCAGAAGUGCAGCUCAUGAAUGCCAGCACGCAGACGGACAUUACCUUUGAACACAUCAUGGCCCUGGCCAAACUGAGACCACCCACACCUCCUGUGCCAGAUAUCUGUCCAUUUCUGCUCUCAGACAGCUGCCAUUCUCUUCAUCCGAUGGAGCAUGAAUUUUAUGAGGACAAUGAGUAUCUUUCCAGCUUGCCUGCUGAUGCAGACAGAACAGAGGACUUUGAAUAUGAGGAGGUUGAGUUGUGCCGUGUUAGCAGUCAAGAGAAGCUGGGUCUGACCGUCUGUUACCGAACAGAUGAUGAAGAAGACACUGGCAUUUAUGUCAGCGAGGUGGAUCCAAACAGCAUCGCUGCCAAAGACGGCCGAAUUCGAGAGGGGGAUCGUAUUUUGCAAAUAAAUGGCGAGGAUGUCCAGAAUCGAGAAGAAGCCGUGGCAUUGCUCUCCAGCGAUGAGUGCAAGAGAAUCGUGCUGCUUGUUGCGAGGCCAGAGAUGCAGCUGGAUGAAGGCUGGCUGGAAGAUGAAAGGAAUGAAUUCUUAGAGGAGUUAAACUUGGAGAUGUUGGAAGAACAACAUAAUGAAGCAAUGCAGCACACCGCCAAUGAGGUGGAGCAGCCAAAAAAGCAAGAAGAAGAAGAAGGCACAACAGACACAGCCACAUCCUCGUCUAACAACCACGAGAAGGACAGCGGGGUGGGACGCACAGACGAAAGCCUGCGGAACGAUGAGAGCUCAGAGCAAGAGAACGCAGCUGAGGAUCCCAACAGCGCAUGCUUGAAGAGCAAGAGAGAGCUGGGGCAGAGCCAAGACACUCUGGGGAGUGUUGAACUUCAGUGCAAUGAGAGCUUUGUGUCAGGUGAGUACAUUGAUUCCGACUGCCCUGGCAACCAAGAUGAGGAGUGUGAACGAUUCCAGCAGCUCUUGGAGCUCAAAUGCAAGAUUCGAAAUCAUGGAGAGUGUGACCUGUAUUACUCAAGCAGCACAAUAGAAUGCAACCAAGGGGAACAAGAAGGAGUGGAGCAUGAACUACAGCUGCUGAAUGAAGAGCUAAGAAACAUUGAACUUGAGUGUCAGAAUAUCAUGCAGGCUCACAGGCUGCAUAAGGUAACAGAGCAGUAUGGAGACAUCUGGGCAUUGCACGAUGGAGGAUUCCGAAAUUAUAACACCAGCAUUGAUACGCAAAGGGGAAAAUUAGAUGACAUCAUUGAACACCCAGAAAGGUCAGAUAAGGACAGUUCUAGUGCUUACAACACAGCCGAAAGCUGCAGAAGCACCCCACUCACUGUGGACCGCUCCCCUGACAGCUCCCUUCCAAGAAUGAUCAACCUCACCAACAAGAAAAAUCUGAGAAGCACAAUUGCAGACCAUCAGUCCUCUUCUGGACAGAGCAGUAAAGAGUCGACCUCCACCAAAGCCAAAAACACUGAGCAAGGUUGUGACGUUGAAGGCAAGGAGAAGAUUUUAGAAAGCAACAAGCUUUCUGAUCAAGAGAAGACAAGCAGCGAACACAUCCCUUACCUCUCUCCUUACCACAGCUCCUCAUAUAGGUAUGCAAACAUCCCAGCACAUGCCCGGCAUUAUCAAAGCUACAUGCAGUUAAUUCAACAGAAGUCUGCCGUGGAAUACGCUCAGAGUCAGCUGAGUUUGGUGAGCAUGUGCAAGGAGUCCCAGAAGUGUUCAGAGCCCAAGAUGGAAUGGAAGGUGAAAAUUAGGAGCGAUGGGACCCGCUACAUCACAAAGAGACCAGUGCGAGACCGGAUUCUGAAGGAACGUGCCUUAAAGAUCAAGGAGGAGCGGAGUGGCAUGACGACAGACGAUGACACCAUGAGUGAGAUGAAAAUGGGGCGCUACUGGAGCAAAGAGGAGAGAAAGCAACACCUGGUUCGGGCCAAAGAGCAGCGUCGGCGCCGGGAGUUCAUGAUGCGGAGCCGGUUAGAGUGUCUCAAGGAGAGUCCUCAGAGCGGCAGCGAGGGCAAGAAGGAGAUCAACAUCAUAGAACUGAGUCACAAAAAGAUGAUGAAGAAAAGAAACAAGAAAAUUUUGGACAACUGGAUGACAAUCCAAGAACUGAUGACCCACGGGGCCAAGUCUCCUGAUGGCACACGAGUUCAUAAUGCCUUUUUGUCAGUCACCACUGUAUGACCGAGUGAAUGGAACGCAACUGAUUUUAAGAGGGUGCUACCAGUUUGGGUAGAGUAUGAUUGCCUCGUUCAAUGUGGCGUUUUUAUAUAUAUUUUCUGACUCUUUAUAGUUUAAAUUUUUUGUAAGCAAAAAUACCUGGUAAUUUUUAAUUUGUUUUUCAUAUACUGGUACCUUCUU